CGUCGCCGGGUCAAUUAAACAAAUCAUUCUCACCUUUUUGCUGUGCGUGGUGUCUUCAAAUACAAAAAACCUCCUGCCUACUACAGCAGCUAUCUACCAUACUACCCCGAAACCCAGGGCCGCAUUCGACCACUGCAACCUCUCUGCUCUCGAGUUGUACAGUGUCCAAUCUUGAUUACCUUGAAUCCGAGAAAAACUGAUUUUCUUUCUUCUUACCCCCCCACGACCGAGGAGCUCACGCAUCCAGCCAAAAGUUGAAGCUUCAAAGAAGGAAAGAAAGAAAGUGUCCCAAUAUCGCCGCGCUGCUAUCCAUCAGUCUCACAGCGCCCUUUGACCACCCCGAGGCCCCCUUCCAUUGUCUUCAACCAACUUGUUGACGUUGUCUGACUGCCCCGGCCUGCAGACAUUGGUAAUUGGAAGGUCCAAGGCUUGGCGGCCCCUUGCAGCAUCUGCCAUCAACGCAGGGGACUGGGGAACCGGUUCCAACUAAUCGAUGGAACUUUGAAGUUCAAUAAAUUUGUCGCAAUUGAUCUUCGUCCACACUUCACGACCUUCCUCGCCCGCAACCGCACGCACACGAAUCCGGCACCUGCGCCGCCCUCUGAUCUGGCAAUCUUGAUUACGUCUGCCAAAGUCGCCCUCCGCUACACCACCCAAACAUUGGUCUCGGUAGAUGUCUACCCACUUCCACCACCCGGGCCCCUGACCUCUCUGUUUACUUACGACCUCCUCAACCCCUCCGAUCCCCGAGCUCCAUCAGACCUCUCUACCUCAAGCGCAUGUGCUAGCGCUUUCGCCCACGCACACAAUGUCGCCUUCACCACCGAAGCAUACCGCGAGCUUCAACACUGCCGACCAGCACAAUCUCAGCGAUCCAGUUACUGGAGACUCGUCGCCCUCACGGCCCUCGAAGCGUCGCAAGAAGGACGACGAUGCGCCGACCGAUCUCGCCGACGAGGCCGACUCGUCAUUAGUUGCCGACCAGUCAGCUCUAGACAUGAACGACGAUGACCAGGUGGUGGCACGCGUCAUACAGUAUCUUGAGAUGCCCAAGAAUGUUCAGGCUAGCAAGGACCACUCCAACAGCAUCCACGAGUCGAGCCAGGGCGUUCAGGCCUUUGCUAAAAUCGCGGCCAAUGACUGGACCUACUACAUCAUGAGCCUCAAUGUCAAUAUCGGUCGCUCCUCCGAACCUAUACAAGCUACCACCGGCCAGAGCCAGGAGGAAGACCCCAGCAAAGUGGUACACAUCGACCUUGGCCCCAACAAGCAGGUUUCUCGCCAGCAUGCUCUUAUCUACUUCAAGUCCACAGAGGAGCAGUGGUGGUUGCGCGUCAAGGGCCGCAAUGCGCUCAAGGUUGAUGGUGUCCCGUGGAAAGUGGGCGACGAGGGGCCUCUGAGAAGUGGCGAGGUCAUCGAGAUUGGCGGUAUGGAGAUGAUGUUUGUUCUGCCUGCCGAUAUUAGUGCUCUUCAAAUCAAAAGGGACUAUCUCGAGCGAGCCGGCAUCGUUCCCCCAGACUCGCAGGUUUCUCCUCGCCAAGCUCGCCAUCCCCUUCCCUCAGCAGGAGAAUCGCAUGCUUUUCAGGCCGUGUCUCCGACUAGCAAGGCCGCCCCCCGAAACCAAGGACCGCAGAAGGCAUUGGCUCCAGCUCCUCCAGACUACAGGAGAGGCGUCACUCCUCCCCUUAACCUUCCCCGACCGCCGAUGCACAGGCCGGUUCACGAAGGUCUGGCAGGUCCGCUUGUCAUGACCAACAACGAGGUAGAUCUUAGUCUCGACGAAAACCAACACAUCAAGCCACAGUUCAGCUAUGCACAAAUGAUCACGCAGGCGAUCGUGAACACGGAAGACCAGAAGCUCAAUCUCUCCGGCAUCUAUCAGUUCAUCAUGAACCGCUACUCAUACUAUAGGCAUCAACCCGCUGGUGGCUGGCAGAACUCGAUUCGACACAAUCUUUCGUUGAACAAGUCAUUCGAGAAGGUCGCAAGGUCGACAGACGAGCCUGGCAAAGGCAUGAAGUGGCAGAUUGUUGCCGACGCCCGUGAAGAUAUGAUACGCAAUGCGUACCGAGGCGGUCGUGGUGGACAUAGAGGCACCUCUAACCCAGCUUCUCCUAGCGGGCUGAAUUACAUCACGCAGGGUCCGAAGGACAUGGCCGCUAAGGAGCCUGCGUCGUCUCGUAAGCGGAAGAUUUCGCCUUCUGACUCGCCACAGCCACAACCGCACCCAACACUGCGCGACUCGCAAUCAACGCCUGUGCGCGCCGCCCAGCGCAAACCUCUCCCUGACAAAGCAGAGGAUGGCACGGAGGCUAGCCCGCUGUCGACGAUCCGGAAGCCUGCGACAAUGAGUACAUUGGGGAUAGUGGAGGAUACGCCUGCAUCGCCGACGUUGGGACCGUCGUACCUGCAGGAAGACGGUGCGUCUCUCGUUACGCCGGCUCCAAACCGAGUUAAUCCCCGGCUUGUACCCCCCAGCACGGCCCAACGGCCUAGUCAACACAUGCCGACUAGCUCACCCGCCCCGUUCUGGAGAUAUGCCGAUAUUUCAAGUACGCCGCUAAAGCCUGCUCAGUACGACGCCAGCCCCUCCAAAACACACGGGAACCUGCCAUCGCAGAGCAGCAGCCCCCCACCACCGGCGCGGAGUAAGUCGCCUGCCGGGAGUGCAAGUCCGUCGAGAACAACCAGCCGGGGCGCCACGGUCGGCGUAGAAGAAUCCCCGAGCCCUGCCGAGGAAGAGGAGGACCGGGCUUUCGAUCUUACAAAGGGAUUUCAAAGCAUCGGUAGUUAUCAUGCUCCUGUCAGUCGUGGCAAGGAGGUUCAGCCGGCUGGAAAUGGCGAUGUGCCCUCUAUGGCGCCACUGAGCUCUUAAAAGGGCAUGGAGUCGAGAGGGCAACUACAAUACCGAUGUCGCGAUAUAUACAAGAACGCGGCUAGGGCCAUUUACGCAUCAUUUGAGUGGGCUUCUUCUAUUCACACAUUUUGCAUCAUCAUCCUUCUCUUCAAUUCUUUCUUGUCGUUUGCUUUAUGAAUUUAUCAUCAUUAAUUCAAGUUUUUUUUUUCCUUUCCCCCCCCCAAGGCUAUUCGUUACGUGGUAUUAAUUCCUUAGUUCGUGUCUUGUGUGAUACCACAAGGGAUGGUUGGACUGGAUCAUCUCAAUUUCCAGGAAAGCCUAAUAGCUUCCUGCUUUCGGGGCAAAUGAUUCUCUUUUUUUGUCAUUCUUGUUCUGCUUCUUACGUCUAAGUUGUAUUAUUUCACUGGUUCUGAAUGCGGGCAAUGGUUUGAGUGCAGCAGGAACAAAACACAAAUGGGAGUAAAGGAGGACUGGAUGGCCGAAAGUUGGGAAACAUCGAGUCACAAUGUUGCAUUUCACAUCUUUUCCAUCAAAUUGGGUUGGGUUGGGUCAGGUCACGUCAGUUCAAGAUCGUUCUGCACUGGGGUCAUUAUCUUUUUUUUCGGCAUCGCUGCUAGCUACCCAACGGUGUUUCUGUCGGCGGUCUAGUUGGUUUUCAUAUCGAUAUCCCAAAAUGCGUUCUAUUUUGUUCUUCGUUUGUGUCCAGGGUCUUUGUGUUUCCUGCGUCCCGGUUGUUCUUUUCCAAUACUGUGAAUGCGGGUGCAUAUCAGGGAGGCCAGGCAGAUGUGUUUGGACAGAUCAGAAACCAAGAGGAUGGAUGUAUAGACACACAUAUGGACAGCCCGGGGCGCUUGGUUGAGAAAUUCAAGGAUGUUAUGAUGGAAGAAAGUAGGACUGGGAGUGUCAGAACUCAUAGUGACUCGCAUCGCACACAGGAGUUUUUUAAUCCGCGAAGGAUUUCC
Molecule: messenger RNA, 3819 nt
Organism: Neurospora crassa OR74A
Lineage: Eukaryota; Fungi; Ascomycota; Sordariomycetes; Sordariales; Sordariaceae
Product: FKH1
Exons: 4
Coding region: 809-2875 (688 amino acids)
Biological process (GO): regulation of transcription by RNA polymerase II
Molecular function (GO): DNA-binding transcription factor activity, RNA polymerase II-specific; RNA polymerase II cis-regulatory region sequence-specific DNA binding; protein binding
Source: RefSeq, a predicted model, not a curated record